GCAUAUCGUGUUGCCUGUUAACUCUAGCUCUUACUGUUACUUCUCGCUAUGAACGGGCGAGGGAGAGAAAGGUCUUGAGUGAAGUGUUUACUUGAUUCUAAUUUGGUUUUAAGAGAUAUAUGGUAAGAAGUUUGAGAUUUCCUGAACCAAAAUUUUCGUGCUGACUUUUUUAUCACAUGAUCGCUCCCGCUCCCGACCCAUUGUAUAUAAUGUUCAACCGUGUUCAAGGAUGGCGGCAGGCUGGGUCGUGCAGGAUUCUGUGGGUGGCGAUGGCCAUCCUCGUCUCGGGCGUCGGGCGUAGUAGCCAACAGGACUAUAUCGACAGGGUCUUUGGCAGCUUCCAAGACGUCCCCCUGGUCCUCCGAGCGCUCACUGGAUCCCUGCUCGGGCCUCCUGCCUCUCCGUCCUCCACAGCCCAGGCCAGGAGAGACCACUCAGCCGCUCCUGCGAGUAAGGCCCCAGACAGCGCCUCCGAGAUUCCCGCGAAGUACUGCGUGCAGGAGCUCGGAUGCCUGCUGACGGGGCCCGCGUUCCGCCACCGCAAGCGCCGCCCGAUCAACCUACCGCCGGAUCCCCGUCACUUCAUCAACGUGGCUUUCAACGUCUUCACGAGGGAGAACAUCAAGGGCGUCAGGAUCCCGGCGAAGGAAAUGCCUCUUAUCCUGAAGAGUUCUUUCGAUCCGUUGAAAAGGACUAAAAUCAUUGUUCAUGGCUAUUUAAAUGGCCGAGAUAUGCCUUAUCUACUGGAAUUAGCCUCCGCUUUCUUGUACACGGAAGAUGUGAACGUGAUUUACGUGGACUGGUCAGAGGGUGCCAUACGCCUGUACAACAGAGCGGUCGCAAAUGCUCGUGUCGUUGGCUUAGAGAUAGCGCACUUGGUCACCUGGCUUGGCAAGAACGCCGGUCUCCAAGCCAAGGACGUUCACCUGAUCGGUCACUCUCUCGGUGCACAUGUGUGUGGUUAUGCGGGGGAGAGAGUGCCAGGCUUAGGAAGGAUCACCGGCCUGGACCCCGCUAAGCCGCUGUUCGAACAGAUGCCGCCCGAGGUUCGCCUAGACCCCUCCGACGCCCUCCUGGUCGACGCCAUCCACACCGACGCCCACCCGGUCUUCUUCCUGGGCCAAGGCUACGGCAUCACCCAUCCCGUCGGCCACCUCGACUUCUACCCGAAUGGCGGCGAGUACCAGCCGGGAUGCACGCCCGCUCUCGUCGCCCCCGUCAAGUGGCUGCUCUCCGGGGGCCGCCCCUCCACAGCCAGUGACGCGGUGACCGACGCCCUGGGAUGCAACCACGUCUUUGCGGUGAAGAUCUUUACCAACUCCAUCAUUUCCACGUGCCCUUACACUGCUUUCCGCUGCUCUUCGUAUAGGGACUACGAGGAGGGAAGGUGCUUUAGCUGUGGCCCCGAUGGCACUGGCUGCGCGUCCCUUGGAGUUCACUCGGACAAGUGGCGAGGAGGAGGACAAACAGGCGUCGCUCUCUAUCUGAAAACUCUCCCUGAACCCCAUCUAUGCCUUUUCCACCAUCUGCUGCGUGUGGAGUUCGGCCGGAGUGAGGACGCGACGCGCUCCCUCCACGGCCGCCUCAACGCCACGCUCGCCGCUCAGGGGGGGCGGACUGUGACCUUUGACCUAACAUCAAGGCAGGUCAACUUAUCUUUAUUCUUUGAUUUGUGGUUAUGAAUAAUGGAGUAUAGUUACACGUUUU
This is a messenger RNA of Penaeus indicus, 1707 nucleotides long. RefSeq names its product inactive pancreatic lipase-related protein 1-like. Gene Ontology annotation, biological process: lipid catabolic process. NCBI's taxonomy places the organism in Eukaryota, Metazoa, Arthropoda, Malacostraca, Decapoda, Penaeidae. The transcript is spliced from 10 exons. The record is from RefSeq and is a predicted model, not a curated record. Bases 177 to 1682 code for a protein of 501 amino acids. Gene Ontology annotation, molecular function: lipase activity.